AGUCGGCGUGUAAAUAGUGGCGUGCAGGAUGUCCAUACCAUAGUUUUUCAAAGUCGUAAGUGGGAGAAAUACUGAUUUAGGUUCCGAUGUGACCGUUAAAAGUCUCAUAUAUAUUUAUCACAGCCAUGAAACUGUACAGGUCACUUUGCGAUGUUGCCAAGUUUCGAAGCACUUUCGAUUUUGGAGGACGAGAAGUGGCUCACUGGUUCCCUGGACAUAUGGCCAAAGGGCUGAAGCAGAUGAGAGCCAGUUUGAAGGGUGUGGAUUGCAUCAUAGAAAUACACGAUGCUCGAAUUCCCUUCUCUGGAAGAAACCCUGUGUUUCAGGAGACGCUGGAUGUCAAACCACAUCUGCUUGUUCUUAACAAGAUGGACCUGGCUGACCUGUCAAAAAGACAGAGGAUCCUGAAGGAGCUUGGUAGAAGUGGCAUGAAAAAUGUUCUGUUCACUGACUGUCUAAAACAAAGAGACGACAACGUCGCCAAGGUGGUGCCGACAGUGCUGGAAAUGAUAACAAACUCAAACCGCUUUCACAGAGAAGAGAGUCACAAUUAUUGCCUAAUGGUAAUUGGAGUGCCCAACGUGGGAAAAUCAUCACUCAUCAACUCCCUAAGAAGGACUCAUUUGAAAAAAGGCCGCGCGUCUCGAGUUGGUGGAGAGCCUGGUAUCACUCGAGCAGUCCUCACCAGGAUUCAGGUUUGUGAACGCCCCAUAAUGUACCUGUUGGACACACCAGGAGUCUUGCCCCCCAAAAUAGAAAGUUUGGAGACAGGGAUGAAGCUAGCGUUAUGUGGAACUAUCCUGGACCAUUUAGUGGGUGAGGAUGUCAUCGCUGACUACUUGCUCUAUUCUCUGAACCGGCUUAAAAAUUUCAGUUACAUUGAAAAAUACAACCUGGAAGAGCCUAACGACAACAUCCAAUAUGUCCUCAAGCACAUAGCUGUGAAGCUUAAGAAGACUCAGCGCGUCAAAGCUCUCACUGGAGUGGGCAACAUUAACGUCAUCGUACCCAACUAUCCGGCAGCGGCGUACGAUUUCAUCCGAGCUUUUAGAAAAGGAGAGCUGGGCCAAGUGAUUCUGGACUAGAAGGACACAUUUUAAUGGAUGCACCUGUAUAUUUGGACAUUUGUAAUUAAAAUCCUUCAAGAUCUGA
Molecule: messenger RNA, 1152 nt
Organism: Syngnathus typhle (broad-nosed pipefish)
Lineage: Eukaryota; Metazoa; Chordata; Actinopteri; Syngnathiformes; Syngnathidae
Gene: mtg1
Product: mitochondrial ribosome-associated GTPase 1
Exons: 11
Coding region: 126-1085 (319 amino acids)
Cellular component (GO): mitochondrion
Molecular function (GO): GTP binding; GTPase activity
Source: RefSeq, a predicted model, not a curated record